This is a messenger RNA of Vanderwaltozyma polyspora DSM 70294, 621 nucleotides long. RefSeq lists its product as uncharacterized. Gene Ontology annotation, biological process: regulation of reciprocal meiotic recombination; synaptonemal complex assembly. The transcript has a single exon. Lineage: Eukaryota; Fungi; Ascomycota; Saccharomycetes; Saccharomycetales; Saccharomycetaceae. Gene Ontology annotation, molecular function: DNA secondary structure binding. Bases 1 to 621 code for a protein of 206 amino acids. The record is from RefSeq and is a predicted model, not a curated record.
AUGGAGUUGAUAUCUGAGUAUAGCAUCCACCACGAGUACUUCAGCAUGGUGGUGUAUGAGGUUGAUUGCCACAACAUGAUGAACAAAGGGUUGGGAGAAGAGGAAGUGCAAGAGUGGAUUGUGUUGGAACUGGCGAGGUUGAUCCGAGAGAAGGUGGAAGGUAUGGAUGAUGCCCGAAUAGUGAACAUCUCGCUGUAUGAGAGCUACUACCCGUUGUAUUUUUGGGACUAUUUCUUGCAGAUGGCCAUUGACGAGCUGGCAGUGUCUGGCGGUGGCAACUUGCGAGUGAGAGUGUUUGUCAGCGAGGGGAAGAACGGCGACAAGAAGAGGUACAUCCACGAGAACAGUACGUUGUACAACUGUCUAAAGAGCAUGGCCACCGCAGACGAGGAAGGAUCGGGGUGCCUCAAAUUGCUGGAAGUGCCACGGCCGCCGCCGCCGCCGCCGCCAAGUGAUGGUGUAGAAUAUGAAGGGAUAAUCAAGCGGAUACUGUUGAAACUGUUUCAAGAUUACGGCAUUAGCAGAGAUGAGGAUAUGGGUGUGGUGUUGUCCGAGUACCACAGCUUGCAGGAGCUGCUGGAGGAUCUGGACUGGCAGCAGCAAGAUCCUCAACGAAACUGA